This is a messenger RNA of Oryzias melastigma (Indian medaka), 1381 nucleotides long. Its product is annotated as semaphorin-5A-like. The record is from RefSeq and is a predicted model, not a curated record. NCBI's taxonomy places the organism in Eukaryota, Metazoa, Chordata, Actinopteri, Beloniformes, Adrianichthyidae. The coding region runs from base 565 to 984 and encodes 139 amino acids. The transcript is spliced from 3 exons.
ACAGAUGCCCAGACAGACUGCUCCUUAUUGACAGAUUGUAAUGCGAGACACAGAAAAGUAUUGAUCUCUGCAUCUCUGCUCAACACAGAUCAUUAAAACUCCUCCUUUUAACAAAGGACGAUUGCGCUUCACAUUGUUUGACCGGAAACACUUUAGGCGCCAUAAAAGGACUAUUUUUACAUGAUGCGCUCCAGUAGAAAUCAUUUAUCAUUUUAGGCAGCAUGUUUUUCUACUCUGAUAUGCAGAAAAACAGUUGAUUAAAACAUCUUUUUUUACUCUUCUGUAAUUACUAAUUAAAAAUCUUUCCCAUAAAAGGGUUUCCCAUUUACCUUUUUAACUUGCCAUCCAUUUCUUUUUAUGGGAAAGCUAGUCUAUUAAGGUUCAUUUAGUAAUGUCUUAUAUUUCAUUUCCUCUUAAUGGGAACCAGUCCUUUUUAUAAACCACUCCAGGUGCCACGGCCGUGAUUAGCUUAUGAAGUUUUAUGAUUAUGUGUUUUGCAGUGAGAAACAGCUUUCAUCUUCAUACUCACCUUGAAGAGCACAAUUUGUCACACCGACGGAGGUUAUGCGUGUGCUGGUUUUGGCUCUAAUAAUGAUGCCUUUUGGUGUUUCUUCUUCUUUGUCAGAAGUCUCAAUUGCCCGCUCCAGUCAGGAGGAGAGGCGCUGUGGAGAUUUCAACCUUUUCCACAUGAUCGCCGUUGGUCUUAGCAGCUCCAUCCUCGGCUGCCUGGUUACCCUGCUAGUCUACUCCUACUGCCAGCGCUACCAGCAGCAGUCCCACGACGCCACCGUCAUCCAUCCCAUCUCAGCUGCGCCACUCAACACCAGCAUCACCAAUCACAUCAACAAACUGGACAAAUAUGACACUGUGGAAGCCAUCAAGCCAGAUGUGUCGGUACUCUUGCCCUUGGACGACCCCGCCAUGCACCAGCCUCUCUCUUCUAACAUGGGGGUGUCCAUGCGUGGACUGGAGAUUUUCUACUAACCACUGACCUCUGCAACCGCUCGCCUUCUGACCCUUACCCCCAACAACUCUUUUAUACCCACCUUCGACUACUUCCUCUUCCCCAACGUUCCCUGCCCCUCCACUUCCUGUGUGUGGCAGGUUGGAGCACGAUUCUCUUUCCGCUUCAUCCUCCCAUCAUAACUGCCUCCCUUCUCCAUUCUGGCUUGUGAGAAGGCAGCGUAUCUCGUUUUGUUCUCUUUUUAAAAAGUGCUUGCAUUUGCAUGUUUUUUUUGUCUCUUCUUUUUGCUUUUUAUUUAUUUCACCGCAGGUUUGAUUUAAUGGGUAAAGAUGGAUAGCUCAUUGUGAUGUUGGUUUAAAAAAAACCUCCUCUGCUGCCUCUCUGUCACCCAAACCACUCCAAGAAAGGAGACAUACU